CUAUGGCAAUAGUUAACCUAUAAGUUAUCUAAAUUUUUGAUAAACAUGGACAUGAAUCUGUUUAAUUUUAAUUUAUUCUCCCUGUUGCGUAGGUAGUUGUUUGUAAAGAUGCGACACAUUUAAUCAGUACAAGUAGAGGGUUUAAAAGUAAACAUUCUGUUAUUUUAGUGUUUUAAUUUUUAUUUUUUUAAAUUGACAAUAUUAUCUAAAGCAUAAUUUUACUAGUGUUACAUAAUAAAUUGUAAGAAUUGCGUUUUAAAAUACUCAUUUUGUUUAAUAUCGCUCAUUUAUCUUCAAUCUCAAUUAUUGCACAAGUUGAAAAAGUACAAAAUGUCUAUUAUAUACCAAAAGUCGAUGGCAGCUCUAGAUAAAGUGGUGCCAAAAUCUAUUCAACCCUUUUGGAAUCAUCCUGCAGGUCCUAAAACAAUUUUCUUUUGGGCCCCAGUAUUCAAGUGGGGACUAGUUAUUGCUGGUCUAAAUGAUCUCAGAAGACCUGCUGAUAAGUUGAGCAUCAGUCAAUCAUCUGCUCUACUUGCAACUGGGCUAAUUUGGUCACGUUAUUCUCUUGUAAUAAUACCAAAAAAUUGGAGUCUCUUUAGUGUCAACGUGUUUGUAGCUGGUACCCAAUUAUACCAAGUAAUUAGAGCCGUUAGGUAUCAACAAGAACUCAGAUCAAAAGCAGCUGCUCAAUCUGCUGUAGACAAUAAGUAAUUAUGAAACAAUUUAUUUUUCUGAUAACUGUAAAUAAAAUGGUUUAAACUUUUGGUUGAUGAAAAAA
Molecule: messenger RNA, 778 nt
Organism: Agrilus planipennis (emerald ash borer)
Lineage: Eukaryota; Metazoa; Arthropoda; Insecta; Coleoptera; Buprestidae
Product: mitochondrial pyruvate carrier 2-like
Exons: 4
Coding region: 331-711 (126 amino acids)
Biological process (GO): pyruvate import into mitochondria
Cellular component (GO): mitochondrial inner membrane
Molecular function (GO): pyruvate transmembrane transporter activity
Source: RefSeq, a predicted model, not a curated record